CGGUAUAUGUAGCAACUCACUCAUCACUAAAGCCUAAAUGAACUAAAUGCUAUUAAAUUAUGUUGUUUUAAACUUGAAUUUCAGUCAAACAGGGGCUCUUAGGAUUAGGGAAGACUCUUUCUAGUAAUAGUAGGCUGGCUUACUCAGUUAUUGAUAACGAUUAAGUGAUACUUAUUGGAGCCAAGACUGAUUUUAAUUUUAAGAGUAACAAAUUAAUAAUAUAAAUUUAAUAUAAAUACUGACAAUCGGGAGUCGGCUAGUUAGUAGUUAAUAAGGCUAAGUCUAAGUAAGGCGUAAGGGUAAGUUAAGGAGAAUUUAAUAAUUUUAAAAAUUAAAAUACUACUAAUUAUAAAUUAUAGUUAUAGGCUAUUUAUUUAUUACAAUUUAAUUUUAAAUUGAUAUAAAUCAGGGUUCUGCGAAUCCAUAUAAGUAGGCUAUAAAGUAUAAAGUCAUGAUACACGGCCACGGCAUGCUUAGACUAACUUAGACUUAGGAAAAUAAAUAAUAAAGUAAUUUUAAAGUUAUAAGUUAUAUUCCCUAUUUAUUCGGCCUAUUCCCUAUUCUUCUAGUCAGCAACAAUUUUAUUAGUUAAUUACUUGGAGCCGUAGCAUAUUUCGGUCACAAAUUUGACAAAGUCAAAAUCAAAAACUUUUAAAAAAGCAACUUUUUUUCAUCAUAAUCAUAUUCAUUUGUCAUAUUUUAUGUAUUUAAUAUAAAAAGACCAUUUCUUUAUAAAGUUUAUAAUUAUAUUUAUAUGCUUAAUUAAUAAGUUAUUAAUUUAAUAGUGCCUAUUUAAUAUUAUUAAAUAAUAUUUUCAUAAACAUAUUAAUAUUAAAAGUCAUGCAUUGCAAGACUGAGAAAUGGACAGCAUGCAGCCUAAAUAUAUAAAUAUAAACACUCUAUCAGUCUAUCAUCUCAGGCUUAGGGCAGGGGCCAUCAAUAAAUGCUGUUAGCAACAACCACCCAACCCAAAUUGUGAACCCUCAUUAUACAUAAAUUUAAAUUCAUGACCCCCUCCUAGAUGUGUGAGACAUCAUCCAGAUAGUAAUAGCCUAAAAUUGUAGUUUUUACCUCCAAUGGACCCAUCCAUAUCAUUUUUUUUUCCAACACUAAAUUGGAUGGUUCAUGUUUAUUUUAUUUAUCUCAUGAGGUUGACUGGCAUGAGUAUACUAUACAUUUUAAAAAUCUUUUAACAUUUUGCCAGGUCUAAUGUGUCUCAAUACAUUCUCAUUCUCAGUAAGCUUGAUACUUUCUUUAUUUAAAUUUAAAAAAUAUUUGUCCAUUUACUCCUAUAUUUUCAGAACUUGCAAAACACAGAAAAAUUAUGGAUUCUCCAUGUGAAGGUCAUAUUCUCUUGGUCGGAGAUGGCGAUUUCUCUUUUACAGUUUCACUUUUGAAACAUACUUCAGUAGUUGGUAACCAAAUUACAACCUCAAAUCUUGAGACUCCUGAAACUAUUCAACAGCAUAAGCAAGCUGCAGAAAAUAUGACUGCCCUAAUGAAUAUGAGUAAAUGACAUUUAUUACUACCAGUAGUCUUUUAAACGUGAAGCCAAUGCAAUCCUAAAGUGUAUUAUUAAAAUUUCACUUGGGAAUAUUUCUAAUUAGUUAUGGAAAAUACAAAUUUGAACACCAUAUUAAAAUUUUUUUUUACAUGUCAGCCCACACUGCCAAGGUAAUUUGCCCACAUGAAAUGAGUCCCUAAUUGUCAAAACAUGUUUUCUAUGUUGAGAUCUUGGAACACCUUAACUUUUAUUGUUGUUUUUAUGAAUUUGGUUUUUAAAUGUAGUUCUGUUUCCUUAAAAAUGUCAUUUAUAAUCUUACAUAUUCAUCCAAAGUUAAAAAGACUUGUUUUUGCUCAAUUUUUUUAAAAGAAAAAAAUCUUAUCAAUCCACCUAAACUCUGUUUUAAAGGUGCCACUGUAUUACUGGAGACAGAUGCUUGUGAACUGCACACUCACCCUGUCAUUAAUAAGAAAUACUAUCAUCGAAUCAUCUUCAACUUUCCUUUGGCUGACAGACACAACAUCAAGAAAAACAGAUCUUUACUUGCAGACUUUUUCUUCAGGUUAACUUAUUUUUAUAACAGUGUCUUUUAACUCAUUUUUGUUACAGUGUCUUUUAAUUUAAAAAAUACAUUAUCUGAAUUGUGUGUGUGUCUGAUCGUUAAAUUUUAUGUUUUUUAAAUCAUAAAAUGUUUUUUUCUUGAUUCCAGUUGUUCCCAGAUUUUGGCAGAGAAUGGUCAAGUCAUGGUCACUUUGUGCAAAGGUCAAGGUGGAACCCCAGCUGACCAGCCAUUAAGGUCGUGGCAUGACAGUUGGCAGGUCCUCGCCAUGGCCACCAAUGCUGGGUUUAUUCUGACUAGAGCUGUUCCCUUCAAUGACAGUCUCUACCCAGGCUAUCAUAGUGUUGGCUUUAGGUAAAUCUAGAAUUUUAUUGAGGACAAAUCGUGAUUCAGUUAUAAUUUUUUUUUUUUUAAAUUUAAUCGAUCCUUUAAUUUCAUUAUAAUUUUUUAACUGAGGUCCAAAUCUUAAAAUAAUAGGGGAAAAAAUAGCUAUUUAACUCCUUCGUAUAUUGAAUUGUGAAAUUAUUUUUUUUUCUUUGUGUUUAUCUUUAUAUAAAAAUUGUUGUUAUGUAAAUUGUUCCAUGAACACCUUAAAGAUUUCAAGACAAGAGUUUUAACACAGAAGGGGCUUUGACUCACAUCUUUGAGAAAGCUGACAUUGUCAGUGUGCAGGAUGACUUUAGAGGCAGAGGAGUCUUCUCGUUGGAUGAUGGCACAUUUUCCUGCUCACAGUAUAUAGCUGAUAAAUUGAGCAGGUCGGCCAAGUUAUUGUCUUGUUGUUUACACAUUUCAUUCAGUUCAUUCAUUUCAUUGAUAGGAAGCACUGAUUUUAUGUACAACUCAGGAAACUUUAUCGCCAACCUUGUUAGUCUCAGUCAUUGCCAUCCUUGUAUGUCUUGGGUGUCUUGAUUAAGAAAAUAUGUGAUUGAUAUAGAUUUUUGGGGGGGAAACAUUUCAAGUCUAAGACAAAAUAAAAUAAAAGUUAAUCUGUCACACAAGUAAUCAAAAGUCCUAUCAAAUUACAUUUUUUAUACAUUUAUAUUUAACAAACAGGCUUUCUGUAUUGUAGUAGACAUAGAGAAAAAAAAAUAUCAGUAACUUUGAUGGAAGGCUCUGGAUUUUUAUAUUAAGCAUUGUCUUUUGUUUUCUCAAGGAAAUUAUUUUAUAUAUAUUAUCAUUUAUCAUUAAACUUUACAUAUAAUUACAAUAAAUUACAUUUUUAUUUCUGUAUUGCUACCAGAAACUUGUUACUGGAAGAGAGCAACCCCCUGUGUUUGGUCAGAAGAGGAUUAGAGAAAUCUUUUAAAGUCCACAUGAAUGCAAAUCUAGUUCACGAUAAACAAGCCUGGUGUGUUGUGGAAGGUCAUCAAUCCAAAAUUGUUCUUAGAAGUGAUCAGCUUGCUGCUGAAGGUAAAAGAGAGACUCUUCAAAAUGAUGUCGAUUUGAGCAUCGGGGGCUCUCUUGAGCGAAUGAAAGAGAAAAAGAAUGAGGCUAAUAUCUGUACAAUGAUGAAAGAUCAAAGGACUUUAGAACUGAAACACGGUGUUGAAAAUGGUUCACAAGAAAAUGUCAGUCCAACGCAAGAUGCCAGCAGUCACGCCAGUCUUUUCCUACAAAGACUCAUCCCUGGAAACCCCGAGUCCGUUUAUAUUCUUAUCAAAAACAUGAAUUCAUUGUCAGAGAGGGAGACUGAUGGGGUCAUACCAGAGCCUGGUUUAGAUCAACAGAACAGCCCCAGUAUUUUAUCUGAAGAUACUAGUCACGAUGGAACAAGGACCGAAUUAAAAACUGAAGAGGAUAGUGAUAUGGUUGAUGACAUAAGAGAUACAAACAGAGUACAUCAUUACAGAACAUCUCUCCUGGAGAAUUUAGAGAUGCUUUUCACUUUAACUGAUGGCAGUGAAACAGGGGGGAGUGGCGGCUCUGCAGCUUGUAACCCAGCUGACCACGUUCAAAGCUUGACAACAGCCAGCAGCUGUGUGUUGAUGUCAGGCCAAUGUUUAGCUGUGUGCUCAAUACAACCAGAUCUUGUUCCACUCCAGCAUGAGAUGAUCAUAGUUCAAAAGUUGUCUGGUGGUGAACUCAAAGAUGAACAGUUAACAAGGUCCUCAGAAAGUCCUGCCUUCACUAAGUCAACAGAUGGUUUAGUUAAUUCCAAUAUUCCUGAGUAUGAAUUGGCUUCAAGUUGUAUACUUUCUGCACUGCAUGGCUCAAAUUUAUUCUCAGGUUUCAUUUUGUCUUUACAAGUCAGUAGCUCAAACUCUGAUGUUAUUGAAAUGAAUAAAUCUGAUUAUCUUAACAAUAUCAAAUUUAUUAACAUUCAACCUGCUGGUGAUGAGGUGGAUGGCAGAUCUAUAGGUAUUGUUUUAAAUGUGACCAGAGGUGGCAAUAUGUUCUGUGUGUGUCUUAUCAAACUUGAUGCCAUUGUAGCCAACAUCUGCUGUAUUAUGGAUCCCAGACUUUUGUAUUCAUCAAGUUCAAAGUUCACACAGCAGUUCAGAGAAGGUGAAUUCCCAAAGAAGUUAUCACCUUUCAGUUUGUACCCCAUGAAGUUUGCACAUGAUUUAAGUUUUUGGGAAAAUGGAGACUUCGCAGAAAGUGAAUUGUACGAAAUCAUUCGUUGCGCAGCUGGAGAUCUAGUUGUUAAGGUAACACUCAUCGAUCUGUAUAAUGAUGCCAGUACAGGUCGGUUCAGUCGCUGCUAUCGACUUCAUUUCCUGUCUCAUGACAGAGCUCUGUCAUACCUUACAUCUUGGAAGCUCCAAAGUGUCAUCCGGAUGUCUGUGGCACAUAAGCUAAAGAUUACUCUCAGGUAGCAGGUCAAGAAAUGAUCACAUUCUUUUGCUAGUUGUUUGACUUAUUCUUCUUGUCUGUACUUGAUAAGAUAUUAUUGAUAGUGUUUCUAAAAUGAAAUAGAAUUGCAUGAUAAAAAGAUGAGUUGUAAGAGAGCUUGAGCCUCAUCUGCAAUUUUAAAAGAUCUAGAAUGUUUUAGAUGGUAAAAAAUCUAUUGUUCCUGACCAAAAAUGUAGAGUAUCAUUCUCUACGAAUGCAGCACUCCAUAGUAGGGGAGAGUGGGGGUGGGUUGCUAUACUUUUACAUUUUGGCUCACCAUUUUGAUUAGAUUGCAGUAAAAUUGAACUCUGUCGAUAUGAGUUGUAUUAAGCUGAAGGAUACCAAAUUUUUGUCUUCAGCGUGCGACAACCAACCCCACACAGGGCUUUCUCAUUAAAAAAAUAGACCUUGUUUAUCAAAAAUCAAUACUGCAUUUUUCUUAAAUAAUAGAAAAUCAAUCAAGUAUGAUAUAUGAAUAAACUCAAUUGCAGACAAUGUAAAUUUUGUGAGUGUAAAAAAACAACAACCAAGUAACGAACUUUAUGAGAAUCCUAAGUGCUAAUUUUAUUUUCCGCGUGGAGUCACAGCCAUACAUAUACAUAACCUAGAGAAUAAUUGUUGGUUAUGUGCAUUUUUUACCACUCUAAUCAAGGAGGUAGACACAUUGCAUUACAUGAGCUACUAUAUGAGUAUUUUGACUUUUUUUUCAAAAGUGCCAUUUUUGUAACUAUCUGUAACAGUAAAUCACUUAAUCUCACUCAACACAUACCCACACAUAAGAGAACAGACUCAAUUUUUUUCAAAGGUGAAACAAAAUUCAUAAAAUUUUUAUUGUACUGAAAAUGCAAGGUCUGUGUACUUGCACAGCUUGUGUACCUAUAACAUGUAUAUUUAAAAUACAAACAUGGUUAGAAAUGUACAGUACAGGGAUUUAUGUGCAGCAAAAAAUUAGUCAAUGCAAAUAAUUAAUAGUUAUGUCAGUCACAGUUAAUUAUAUCAAAUACAAAAUGACUAUAGUUAUACAUAUUUAAAUAGUCCAUGUGUCCAUUACACACUGAUACACAAUACAAGCAGGGCUGGAACAAUUCAAGGGUUCACAUCCAACAAAUAAAAGAUGGGUGAGUUAUUACUUACAACUACAAGUAAGAAAAUUAUAUCAAUAUUUGAAAUGACCUAGACCAGCAGUUCUCAACCUGUGGGUCCCAACCCCUUUGGGGGUCGAACGACCCUUACACAGGGUCGCCUAAGCCCAUCGGAAAAUGAAAAUUUAUUAAUUAGCAACGGAAAAAAUUUUACGAUUUUGGGUACCCACAACAUGAGGAACUGUUUUAAAGGGUCGCGGCAUUAGGAAGGUUGAGAACCACUGACCUAGACUAAACAGUGUACCUACCUAUGAAAUUUAUUUAUACAUACAUGGCAACCUAUUUAAUUCUUUUUGGUACUAGGUAAAUAAUUUUUCAUUUAGCUGCAUCUUUUCAAUUUAUAGCUUAUUAACUUUUACACUAAAUAAUCUUGCAAUGCCUUUGUCUCAAGCCUACCACACAAGACAAAUGUCGAUUAUCUUCUUUGUUGCUAUGGUUAGUGAAAAUAUCAACAAUAAAUGUAUAUCUCAUU
Messenger RNA from Lymnaea stagnalis (great pond snail), 6509 nucleotides. The record is from the annotation of a GenBank genome assembly. NCBI's taxonomy places the organism in Eukaryota, Metazoa, Mollusca, Gastropoda, Lymnaeidae.